Drosophila navojoa is the source of this 3131-nucleotide messenger RNA. RefSeq lists its product as uncharacterized. The record is from RefSeq and is a predicted model, not a curated record. Lineage: Eukaryota; Metazoa; Arthropoda; Insecta; Diptera; Drosophilidae. Gene Ontology annotation, biological process: anatomical structure morphogenesis.
CUCCCCACUUGACGAUAUGUGAACAAGGUCGUUCCGAAAAUUGGCCCACUUUGGAGGCCAGCUGAGAAUUAGGAGACGGCAGAGUCAUACUCUCGAAAUGGGGUCGAAACGCAAUCGAGCAUAUUUUUGGGCAAUUAGAUAGGCAGCUGCAAGAAUUGUGCAUGUGUGUGUGUGUGUAUUGGAAACCGUUUCGUGUUUCGAGUUUCGAGUGAUCGCCGCCGUGGCUGUCAUUAAUUCAAUGGCAAAUAAUUCAGCCAGUCGAGUGGAGUGCGAGAGGAGCACACAAAUCGUACAAAUCGAGAGAACGUGCGCUGCCGCAGUCCGCUGUCCGCUGUCCGCUGUCCGAGGUCCGCACUCUACGCAUAUUGAGGAAAAUAUUUCCAAUGAAAAACAGCAUAAGGCCAUUACGCAGCAUGAGGCCAACGCACUUGCAGCUACUGCUCAUGCUGCUGAUGCUGUGCGCUUCGGGAGAUGCACGUAGGUCGCGCAUUGGUCUGGAGGCAGCUGCAAGGGACAAUUUGGCGGAGCCAGAGAUGGUGCCCGUCGCCAUUCAGCUGGCACCAGCAUCAGUGCCUGAAAGUGACAAAACAAAGAGCACCGACAGCAGCCCAGCCGAUCCCAGCCAGAAGAAUGAUCAAUCAUUGUACGUGGCCAAUGCCAAUGCCAAUGCCAAUGCCGAUGCCGAUGCCAAUGCAGCAACAACAAACACCAAAUUGGCUGCCGAUGCCAGCCACGCAGACCCCGAUGCUCACACUGGCAUUGACGCUGACGCACCGCAGCCCUUUUUCAGAGAGGAGCAGUGGCCUGAGGAUGAGCAGGGGGAGAACAGCUCCCUGGCUGGCCAGCCAGAUUAUCAUAAUUACACUUGGACCGAGGAAUGUGACCCAGAUUUGUUGGGCUUCGAAAUUAUUACAGGCUAUGUUUUCUCCGCACCUGGCCGACUGCUGGACUCGCUGCCGGGCACACUGAUGCUCACCGACUGCCUGGAAUCGUGUCAGACCAACGAAACUUGUCAAUCCGUUAACUACGAAACUGGAUUAUGCGUUCUAUUUUCAUCGAAUGCUGAUAUUCUGCCCGGUUCCCUCACUAAAUCACAGUUUCCUGUUUUCACAAUUUACGCGCAAAAAACCUGCUUGGGCGUGCGUCCAUGCUCCAGAGCCUGGUGCAUCGAUCGAGUACAAAACUACAGACUGGAUGGACAUGCAAAACGAGUCGUAUCAGUGACAUCGCGUCGUGAUUGCCUCGAGUUGUGUCUUGGCGAAACGGAAUUCAUAUGCAGAUCUGCGAAUUACCAUCGUGAUUCGAAUAGCUGUACGCUGUCCGAAAUGGAUCGUUUUACUCUGGCCGGCUCGAACGCCUUCCAGGCACACCCGGGCACAGAUUACCUGGAAAAUAAUUGUGCCGAGGAGCCGAACAAGUUGUGCGAGUUCAAGCGUUUGCCAGGUCGCAUACUGAAAACUGUGGACUCGGUCUAUCAGGAUAUUGGCAGCGUGGACGAGUGCCGCGAGCUGUGUCUCAAUUCGCCAUACAGAUGCCACUCCUACGACUAUGGAGACACCGGCGACAUGGUUUGCCGCCUCUCGCAUCACAGCCGCGCCACGCUCUCCGACGUGCAGGACCCCUAUUUGGAGGUGCCAGAGGCGGCCACCUACGAGCUGUCCUCCUGCUACAACGUGACCAUCGAGUGCGGAGCCGGCGACAUGGUCGCUCGCAUACGCACCUCGAAGCUCUUCGAUGGCAAGGUCUAUGCCAAGGGCGCGCCCAAGUCGUGCGCUGUGGACGUGACCAGUGCGCUGGACUUUGAGAUCCGCAUGGGCUACCAGAAUCUGGAGUGCAAUGUGCGCCAAAGCGGCGCGGGUCGCUACAUGAAUGACGUGGUGAUACAGCACCACGACACGAUAGUCACCUCGUCCGACCUGGGUCUGGCCGUCACCUGCCAGUACGAUCUGACCAACAAGUCGGUGACCAACGAUUUGGAUCUGGGCGUCAAGGGCGAAGUGGAGACAGCGCUCUCUGAGGAGGUCAUUGUGGACUCGCCCAAUGUGCUGAUGCGUAUCUCAGCCAGGAAUGGCUCCGAUAUGAUGCGCUCUGCCGAGGUGGGCGAUCCCCUGGCCCUGCACUUCGAAAUAGCCGAUCAGCAGAGUCCAUACGAAAUAUUCGUGCGCGAACUGGUUGCCAUGGACGGCGCUGAUAAUGCGGAGAUAACGCUGAUCGACGCACACGGCUGUCCCACAGAUCACCUGAUUAUGGGGCCCAUUCUCAAGAGCGAACAGUCUGGCAAAACUCUAUUUACCAAUUUCGAUGCCUUCAAAUUCCCCUCAAGCGAUGUGGUGCAGUUUCGCGCCCUCGUCACGCCCUGCAUGCCCAGCUGCGAGCCCGUCAACUGCGAACAGGAUGACAUUACGGCGGAGUUCAGGACACAAACCUCCUAUGGACGCCGACGUAGGCGUGACACAUAUGAUCAGGCAGAUCAUCAGCGCAACAGCCGUGAGGUCAGACAGGUGCUAAACAAAACAAAUCAAGAGGAUUUGCUGCUCGUGCAAUCGAUACAGAUAACCGAUAAAUUUGGCUUCGCCAAGAAGCAGCAGGAGCAACAGCAGCAAAGGCAGACAAAUAAGCUGAAGGACUACGAUUCGUAUGACAAUGUGUUAUUUGUGAACGAGGGCGUGUCCGGCCUCUGUUUCGAUGGCAUCGGUUUCAUUGUGGCUGUGACUGUGUUUUUUGUGGCGCAAUUCAUUGUUAUCGCCCUUUGGUCGUAUUUGUAUAGGCGACGACAGGUCCAUCAGCCAUAUGUUAAUCAAUUUCUGAAUGGCGCCACGGACUACAGAGCCAACGGCAGCAACAAUAUCGCGUUCGGCAAAUAAUCUGAUAAGCAGGGCCCGAGAUCGAGCCCGAGCCCGAGCCAAGCAAGCUGUGCAAGGUGUGAGCGAAAAUGAUGUUAUAAUUCAUUAUAUACUGGGGUUUUUUCUUUUUGCUUCGAUUGCGGUAAACGAUGGUGGAAUCGGUGCAAAAUCAUGCAAUAUUCUAGAUAUACACAUUAAUCAUUUAAGAGACAUCAUAUUCGUAAAAUAUUUUAUACAUAGAAGUGAUAUUUCGAAAUUCUUUAGUAUAAAUUUUUGCAUUAGAUAAAU